Gadus chalcogrammus (walleye pollock) is the source of this 1840-nucleotide messenger RNA. RefSeq names its product zinc-binding protein A33. The record is from RefSeq and is a predicted model, not a curated record. Gene Ontology annotation, molecular function: protein binding. NCBI's taxonomy places the organism in Eukaryota, Metazoa, Chordata, Actinopteri, Gadiformes, Gadidae. The coding region runs from base 312 to 1382 and encodes 356 amino acids. The transcript has 6 exons.
UUUAUUGCUUUUCCUGUGUCAGUAUUGUAUGCGUAGUAUGUUCACCCCAACCCCCGCUCCCACCUUUAACUGCCUUCCUCUCUAUAUGUGUGCUCUACUCUCUUUACCUCUCUCUCUCUUUCCCUCUCUCUGCUCCCCCCUCUUUUUUUACACUAUCAUUUUCGUUUCAAAUAGGCUCUGGUCUGUCCCUCCCAUUUAAUCCCUCCCUCCUCUUCAUUUCUCUGCUUCACUUCCCCCUGCUCAUUCCCAGGUGUCCCAUAUGUAGCCUUCUUUUCGGGAUACCAGAAACUGGCAAGUACUACAGAAAACACAUGACUGACAGAAACAACAACUGCAGAAAUGGCCUCUCUGUUGCCAAGGAGAAGCUCAUCGAUGCUAUAAAAAGGAUCCAACAUGAGUUGGACGAGUGCAGAGAGGAAGAGUGUGAGAUGUACAUACAGUCCGUUGGAGUAGAGAACUGCUUUGAUGUUUUGGAGCGGGAGGUGCGGUCCGAGUUCCAGAACCUCCACCGUUUCCUGGAUGAGGAGGAGAGCCUGGACCUGGAGCGCCUCAGGAAGGCGCGGCAGAAGCAGGUGAAGCAGCUGAGGGGGAGAGAGAGGAAGAUCGCAGAGCAAGGGAAGGACCUGGAGAGAGCCGUCACGACGCUCAACAGCAAGCUGGCCGAGGAGGACAGUCCUAAGCUGCUCAAAGAAAUUAAAGACCUCAUAAAAAGGUCCAUGGUAAGCUUCGUCCCCCCACGAGAGGUAGAGACCGAGGUCCGAGCAGGUCAAUUUGUGGGCCCUAUCCAAUACAGAAUAUGGAAGCACAUGAAAAGCUGCCUCUAUCCAAACAUCACGGCCGUCACCUUUGACCCCGACACCGCCCACCCCUUGCUGACCGUCUCCCCGUCCCGCGCCUCCAUGUGGUACGAGGAGGACAAGGACGUGGCGGGGUGCCCGGCCAACCCGCUGCGCUUCCACUACUACUACUGCGUGUUCGGCCAGCAGAGCUUCAGCGCGGGCCGCCACUACUGGGAGGUGGAGGUGGGCCGCAAGACCUCCUGGAGGCUGGGCGCCGCCCGCGACGACGUCCCCCGCGGGGAGAUGGCCCACAGCGGCACCCUGGGCGGCAUUUGGACGCUGGCGCUGAAGAGCGGCACGCUGGUGGCGUGCACCGACCCGGAGCCCACGGGCAUCGUCCUGUCCAGCCGCCUGCUGCGCAUCGGCGUGUUCCUGGACUGUGAGCAGCGCGAGCUGUCCUUCUACAACGCCGACAGCAUGGCGCCGCUCUACACCUUCUCCCUGGGGACGGCGGCGGCGCCGCUGGUGCCCUUCUUUAACCCGUGUGACUCGGACGACGGGAGGAACACCGCGCCACUCGCCAUCUUCAGCCCCUCCCUGUGAGGGGGGGGGGGGGAUGUAGAGGAUGGUGAAGAUGAUGACGAUGAAGUUGAGGAGGAUAAUUUUAAUAGCGAUGAUAGUGAUGAUGACGAUGAUGACGAUGAUGACGAUGAUGACGAUGAUGACGAUGAUGACGAUGAUGACGAUGAUGAUGAUGAUUAUGAUGAUGACAGUGCUGAUUAUGAUGAUAACAAUGAUGACAGGAAAGGUUUUGGACAUACUUAAAAUGUACUGCAUCAUAGAAAGAGGGUAGUUGACACGACCCUUUAUCACACACAACUAUUGAAUCUAGAAGCAUCUGCUAGGGAUCUAGAAAGGCCAAAAGCUGCUCCAUAGCUUCAAAGAGAUGGUUCACGGUGCUAUGAUGUUACUUAUCUAUUAAUAUUUCCCUCACAGUCUUGUGACAUGGCCUGGUGUGACUAAAGCGUGACUAUGGAAGCUAUGCAAGAGAUGACAGCGGC